CCCAGUUUCCACUGAGUGGACUCACUGCCUCACCCUGGCCCCCAGACCUGCUGCCCUGGCCAUGCCUGUGCCUGCCGAAGGGACCCCAUUGCCAGUCCCCGUGCCCGCCUACUUCCGCCACGCUGAAUCCGGCUUCUCCCUCAAGAGGCCUGGGGGGCUGAGCCGGAGCCUCCCACCCCGGCCCCCUGCCAAGGGCAGCGUCCCCUUCAGCCGUCUCUUCCCUGCCUGGACCCCGGGCUGGAAGCAGCCCCGGCCGCGGUGUGUAUCAUUCCACGGCAAUGUCUCCGAGAUGCUGCAGAGCCCCGGCUAUGACCCCCACCGGCCCGAGUCCUUCUUCCAGCAGCGCUUCCAGACACUCGGUCGCCUGGGCCAAGGCUCCUACGGGACAGUCUUCAAGGUGCGCUCCAAGGAUGAUGGGAGGCUGUACGCUGUGAAGCGCUCUGUGUCGCCCUUCCGGGGUCCCAAGGACCGUGCCCGCAAGCUGGCCGAGGUGCGUGGGCACGAGAAGGUGGGGCGGCACCCGCGUUGCGUGCGGCUGGAGCGUGCCUGGGAAGAGGCGGGACUGCUGUACCUGCAGACAGAAUUGUGCGGGCACAGCCUCCAGCAGCACUGCGACGUGUGGGGCGCCCGCCUGCCUGAGGCCCGGGUCUGGGGCUACUUGCGGGACGCACUGCUGGCCCUGGCACACCUGCACGGUCAAGGCCUGGCCCACAUGGACGUCAAGCCCGCCAACAUCUUCCUGGGCCCAAGGGGCCGCUGCAAGCUGGGUGACUUCGGGCUGCUGGUGGAGCUGGGGGCCAUAGGUGCCAGCGAGGCACAGGAGGGGGACCCCUGCUACAUGGCCCCUGAGCUGCUACAAGGCAGCUACGGGACGGCCGCCGAUGUGUUCAGCCUAGGGCUCACCAUCCUGGAAGUGGCCUGCAACAUGGAGCUGCCUCGUGGUGGGGAGAGCUGGCAGCAGCUGCGCCAGGGGUACCUGCCCCCCGAGUUCACAGCUGGCCUGUCUCCUGAGCUGCGUGCUGUUCUCACUAUGAUGCUGGAGCCGGACCCCAAGCUGCGGCCCUCGGCUGAGGCCCUGCUGGCCCUGCCCGCCCUGCGGCAGACGCGGACCUGGAGCACCCUGUGGUGCUCUGCGGCUGAGGCCUGGCGCCAAGGCCGGGCCCUGUGGCAGGCCCUGAUUGCCUUGCUGUGCUGGCUCUGGAAUGGGCUGGCACACCCCGCCCGCUGGCUGCAGCCGCCUGGCCCCCCGACCACACCGCCCAGCUCCCCGCCCUGCAGCAUCCUAGAUGGCAGCCUCUGUGGCCCCUGGGAAGAUGAGAGCAUGGGGCCCUUGCUCUCUCCAGAGGUCCUGACCAGGGCUGCUGGGACCACGUUCACCCCCCGCCAGGGUUCUCCUGCCACCAAGAGCAGGGAUGCCCUGGACCUCAGUGACAUUGACCCAGAGCCCCCCCAGGGCGCCUUCCCCUCCUUCGAGCCACGGAACCUCCUUAGCCUCUUCGAAGACACCCUGGUCCCGACCUGACCUGCUGUUUUUACC
Molecule: messenger RNA, 1537 nt
Organism: Suncus etruscus (white-toothed pygmy shrew)
Lineage: Eukaryota; Metazoa; Chordata; Mammalia; Eulipotyphla; Soricidae
Gene: PKMYT1
Product: protein kinase, membrane associated tyrosine/threonine 1
Exons: 7
Coding region: 62-1522 (486 amino acids)
Biological process (GO): protein phosphorylation
Molecular function (GO): protein kinase activity; ATP binding
Source: RefSeq, a predicted model, not a curated record